Messenger RNA from Pantherophis guttatus, 834 nucleotides. Its product is annotated as olfactory receptor 10A7-like. Gene Ontology annotation, cellular component: membrane. Gene Ontology annotation, biological process: G protein-coupled receptor signaling pathway. Lineage: Eukaryota; Metazoa; Chordata; Lepidosauria; Squamata; Colubridae. Gene Ontology annotation, molecular function: G protein-coupled receptor activity; olfactory receptor activity. The record is from RefSeq and is a predicted model, not a curated record.
AUGUACUUCUUUUUGAGAAUCUUGUCUUUUCUAGAAAUUUUGUACACUUCAGUAACUCUCCCUAAGAUAUUAGUGAAUAUUAUAUCUGAAUCAAAAACUAUCUCCUUCAUAGGUUGUGCUACCCAGAUGUAUUUUCUUCUUUCUCUUGGAACAGUGGAAUGCUACCUGUUGGCUGCCAUGGCAUAUGACCGCUGUAUGGCGAUAUGCUUCCCAUUACAUUAUGUCCUGGUUAUGAACCAAAAUGUUUGUGCUCGAAUGGCCAUUGCUGCUUGGAUCUGUGGAAUUGUAAUGCCACUUGGCAACGUAGUUUGGAUAUUUUCUUUGCCCUAUUGUGGCCCCAACCAGAUUGAUCACUUCUUCUGUGAUAUUCCACCACUGCUGAGGUUGGCUUGCACUGAUACUACAAGGAAUGAGAUAUCCAUCCUUGCCCUAAGUGUGCUAAUCACACUGUCCCCCUUUCUUCUGGUGUUGGUUUCUUAUAUCCGUAUCUUUUUCACUAUAGUAAAUAUGCCAUCAGUUAGAAGUCAAAAUAAAGCAGUUUCCACUUGCUCAUCACAUCUCAUUGUGGUCACCUUAUUUUAUGGCUCUGCCAGUGCAAUGUAUCUACAUCCAAAAUCCAACCACAUAGAAAAUAUAGACAAGAUGGUUGCCUUGCUGUAUUCCAUUAUCAUCCCAAUGUUGAAUCCUAUGAUCUAUAGUCUGAGAAACAAGGAAGUGAAGGAUGCCGUGCGACGGAAGGUGCGCAGAUCCGGGAGGGAUAGUAUUCAUGAUUGUGGCCAUCUGAAGGUGGUUAAAGAUAAUGCAGGAUUUGCCCUUCCUAGCAUCUGGUUAUGA